Molecule: messenger RNA, 8973 nt
Organism: Brienomyrus brachyistius
Lineage: Eukaryota; Metazoa; Chordata; Actinopteri; Osteoglossiformes; Mormyridae
Product: nck-associated protein 5-like
Exons: 18
Coding region: 1094-6679 (1861 amino acids)
Biological process (GO): microtubule depolymerization; microtubule bundle formation
Cellular component (GO): microtubule plus-end
Source: RefSeq, a predicted model, not a curated record
UGAGAUGUGACAUAGUGACCCUUCUCUCCAGGCCACUGUCCAUCCUCCAGUGUGACUGGACUACCUGCUCCGUUACUGAGCGAGUCACGACAUUCACGCUAAAGUUCACAGUGCAGGUAGACCGUCUCCCAAUUACCCCCCCCUCGGUUUGCACGUGUGACUGCAAGCCUCUUUUGUCCCCAAAUUAGGCAGGCGGGGCAGCCCCAGUCCUACCCCCCUCCCCAUGCGACACUGCACAUGGUCCCUCUGAUCACCUAAUUGUUCAUUUAGUUCAUUACUAGCGGCGUCGAUGUUCAAGGAAGAGGCUGAGGCUGCGCAAGCCUGGGGAAGUGCCCCCCCCCCCCUCACGCUUUAACUGGGGCUGCUGUUUCCUGGAGCCUUUUAAUUCCCCCCUCACCCCUCCGGUUGCCACCCUCUUUCACAGGGGCUCUCUUUAUGGGGACACAAUACGUCCCCCACCCUCUGCCAGCUCCGGUUUGUCAGGGCUAUUCAGCUGAGACUGAUGGCGAUUGUGGCAGAUGGGCUCGAUGGCUGCCCGGCCCUUCCUGCUCUACUGUCUCUCCCUCCCUCUCUCCCUCUCUCUCUCUCUCUAUCUGAAUAGGCCCCCACAGGAGCAUCCUAUCCGUAGCGCCUUGUUCUCUCCCCGCCCCCCUAUCCUCCCCUCCCUGAAGGGUAGUUCCACCUUCAAAGCUGAGCGCUCUCUCUCCCAGAACACAUGUUACAUGUCCCAGAGGCUUGGGCAGAGGAGAGCGAGAGUGUGAGUGUGUGUGUGUGUGUGUGUGAGAGAGAGAGAGAGAGAGAGAGUGAGAGGGAAGAGGAGGAGAGGGAGCGAGAGGCUGUCAGUGACAGACCGGCUGAGGGACGGCGCGGUGUGAAGGUGUCCGUGCAGCAGGCAGGCAGGGUGGGGGGGGGCACGCUCUGGAUGUAAACUUCUUCCCGGGUCAGGGGAGUGGGCCGCCAUUGAGACCGCGGCCACAGGAUCACCUGUGUGUCAUCCGCAGCCCGGAGUCAGGAUGUGCCAGCGCGCUCCGGGGAGAAGCUGGCCGUGGCACGCCUCCAGAGGGAAGUUGCGCGGAGUCGGAGCCGGGCCACAAUGCGAGAGAAGCUGAUCCAUGAGCUGGAGGAAGAGAGACGGCAGCGACGGGAGACUGAGAAGCGUCUGCGUGAGGCGACGCAAGAGUCAGAGCUGGGCCGAGCACAGAUGGAGGCGCUACAGCAGCACUUCUCCAGGAUGGAAGAAACAGUGAGGACACUGCUGCAGAGCCAGGGAGUGCUGGAUCACAGGGCGGUGGACACUGUGGACAUCAUCAAGGCCUACAAGGAGAAACUGUCGGAGGAAACUCAGAAGCAGAAGGAGAGCUUGGAAGAGGCCCGACCAACAGAGGUGCCUAACAUGCAUGGAGAUACUAAUGCCGCAGAUGAGAGCUGCGAGCAGACCAGGCUUCUCCUGGAGCGCCUACAGGUCCUGGAGGCAGAGAACUCCGCCCUGUCCCUGGAGAAUGAGAACCAGCGGAAGCAGUACGAGCGCUGCUUGGAUGAGGUAGCCAAUCAGGUUGUGCAAGCCCUCCUCACUCAGAAGGACCUCAGGGAAGAGUGCCUGCAGCUGCGAACACGGGUGUUUGACCUGGAGCAGCAGAACCGCACCCUCAACACCCUCUUCCAGCAGCGGCUGCGCCCUGCCUCCGAUCUGCUCCUCCAGAAGCUGCACUCCAAGAUCUUGGGUCUGUCUUCCGGGGACCUGCUACUGGACAGCGAUAGGAACCGGGGUGUUCCACUAUCCCGCCACGCUGAGUCUCCUCCACACGAGGCCCAGCCGAGCGGGAGGGCGGGACUUCCCGUGAGGUGGCGUAGUCAGCUAAGCCUGACGGCGCCGUUGGCUGCGGCCUACCCGCGCAGCAGCUGCAGCAGCAGUGAGAUUUCCCUGUCCAGCGUCUGCAGCGAGUACUCCAGCGGCUCCUACACCUGGAACGACGGCAAGCUGUCAUCUCUGACAUGGGAGAAGAGGAUGAACCUGGGCUCCUCGGCACCUGGGAACAUCUGCAACUCUCCUGAGGAGCAGCCCCCUACUCAGAGAAAGGAGUGCCAUAUCCUUGCAGGGCUAAAGAGGCUCCAGAAGCGACUGCCUAAGGAACCAGGCUCCUUGUUCUCUAAGCCGGGAUACAAAGACUGCAUGAACUCCAACGAGGGUAUCUACUCUCUGGGAGUCAAGUACGGUGCCCAAAGCAUGCCUAAGCCUUCUGUCACUGGACGGAUUGGUAUGCUUGCAGUGAGGAGCAAGACAUUCGCUUAUGAUUCCGAUGACGCCGAUGAUGAGUCUCCUCGCGCACCUGCCCACCUGAGCAAAGACUCAUGGGUCUUCUCUAAGAAGCUGACGCACAGUGUGUCCGACAGCCUGUGCAGCUGGGAUGGAGGGCAGGAUCAUGAACUAGGGGAUGAUAAGACCCCCCCUGGUCAGAAAUCUAAGCAGCCUGCCGAGAAACUCACAACCUUCACCAGUGGAAUCCUCUCUGGUAAGACUAUCCACGAUCCAUCUCUGUCGGACAACAAACCUGGUUCCACGGAGGUCAGCUGCUGCCACCACCUCUCAGACACGAAUGAAUUCGACUCCAUGGUGGAGAGCACUGACAAUCAUCUCGCUGUUAGCUGUCCAGCAGAACGGCUUGAAAGGUACCCCAAGAGGCUUUCCGCAGAGUUGAACAAACUGCCUACAGACCAGGUCCAGCGCCGCCCUCUCAGCCAGAUUAUGCUUCCAAAUAGAACUAAUGACUUACAGGCAGAGGAGCGCGUUGCGGUGAUAUUUGAUGCCGAGGAUGGAGAGCCCAUCCAGCUGAGUGUACAGCCCACUGUGGCCAUGACUUGCAGUGAUCUUCCUGAAGAUGGCCUACAAAAUGUGCCGACUACCGAGAGUCCCAGGCUGAUGUCUCAUGCCAGCCCUGACGGUCUCUCAGGAGGCCCUGCAAAGAAUUACACUGUCUUAGAGUCUUCAGAUGUGCCGGUGCAACAGGCUCCCAGUACAGCAGGUACAGCUGCCACUUUUCAGGGCCAGAGCACUGGCAGCCCUUCUGAGCACCAGCAGAAGUUUGCUGCUCAGCAACAGAAGCUGAUAAAGCCUCCAUACAACCAGAGCAACAAAGUCCACCCUGCUUCAGCUAUGCAAGGCGCCUCCACCCCCAAGACUAACCUCACUAAAAUCCCCGGGCGAGGGAAGGGUUCACCACAGAAGUUUGGAAAGGGAGCCAAUACUGAGAUAAGCAACAACGGCAGCAACCCUGGUCCUGCUGCAAAAGACAGGUCACCUGUAUCACCCCCGGUAAAGCUGUCGAGAUUUGUUAAGUCGACUGGGGGCAGUCAGGUUCAGAGCGCAAAGGGAACUCAGAUGAGCUCUAAGCUCCCAUCCAGGAAUGAUUCUGGUAAAGGUAUGUUCUUGCCAGUCCCAAGCUCUCCACCUCCACCCAGGAAGCAACUGGAGAACGAUGACAUUGGGGAACUGCCUACCCGAGAUCAGCACUGUGAUAGUGCACAAACUGAGCUCAGGUCCCCUUCCCCUCCAACCCCUCCUGGUCGCUCCACAUCGUUACUGAUCCGACCAAACUAUGACAACUCUCAUCAAGCACUUAAGCUGGCGGCUCAACCUCCUGCACCAAGCACUGUGAGGGGACCUCCUACAGGUCUCCAGAAACACCCGCAGCCUCCACCAUCUGCACCUAAUAUACAACAUCCGGGAUCUCACAGAGGUCAAGGCGCUACAGACCAUGACUUGAGCCUCAUGGAGGUGACACCUCAGAAGCUGGUGGAUAACCAAUCCUUAGCAAAGACCUCUACUUUAUGUCAGACCCCCACAAAAGUGUCCCCAAAGUGGGUCCCCCCAAAACCAUCCCACUCUAUAGCAUCAGGUUACACACCAGACCAUAGUGAACCUGUACCUAAAGGUUUAAAGAAUUUUCCGACCUCCUUGCUUACCUCCCCAAAAGAUUCGCUGCAGGGUCUGUUUAAUGUAAAGAAGAGUCUGCCUCUCGAAAAUGGCCAUCCCUUGUUAUAUAAGGCGUCCAGCAGCUUGCCUUUAUCUUUAGAAGGCCACCAGCCAUGCCUGACGGAGCAGGGUGGACUUUCGGCAGAGGCUCCUAAGACGCCAUUGAGCUACUCGGGAUCAGAAAACAAAACCCAGGGCUCUGCGGAGAAAGCAUCAAAAACCCGCUUACCUAUCGGCUUAAAAGCUUUGGUGAAGUCGCCCUCUCUGCUGAGCAAAAGCUCCACAGUGCCAGGAAAGCAAGAGAAGGAGCAAGUGGCCGACAGCAAUGGGGGUGCCUCAAAGCCAUGUGGAUCACCGCAGAGUACCGUAGCCGGAAAGCCGCAGGUGGAGAUGAGCGAUGGGGGGCAUGGUGGCUCUGCGGACAGGGGCAUGUUCGCCCGAGCAUCAGCCGAUAGCAGCCUGGCCUUCCCCAGUGAGGGUCGCCUCUUCAAGCGCUCCGUUUCAGUUACGACCAAGCCGCAUUUAAAGCCCGCAUUAGGAAUGAACGGGGCAAAAGCACGAAGCCAGAGCUUCAGCACUAAUUACAUGGAAAAGCCCUGCAUGACCAUCCCUGAGGGGGCUGAGAAGGUGAGGACCCACAUCAUAACAAAUACUGGUGAGAGGGGCAACUCCUUGACCAGGCAGGGCCCAUCGACACUUGGUGUCCAACUGAAAGCUUCCAGCGGAGCAGUGGAGGGCUCUCACCAGCAUCUUAACACCCGGCCGGACUCCCAUCGGGCCAUGAGCAGCUCCUGCACUCCCCCUGGUGUCUCAGGAAGAAAGACCUCUCUGUCUAACCCAAAGGAGGACGUUUCCAAAGCCGAGGGUAAUGUGUCACUUCCCCAGAAAGAAGUCUGUGGAUUAUCUCCCACAAACAAGUUUGGCCAUAAAUCCUCCAAGCAAUCCGGAAAAGUGUCUUCCCAGCCUCAGUUUGAGUCAGCUUCCUCUUCGGGCCACGGCCCGGACUCGAAGGCAGAAGGGUGCAGCAGCAAGUUGCUGAGUCCCAGCAAACCUCACAUGGUGAAGAGUGGGAAGAGGCCGUCUCCUAUCAGCACAGGGCAGGAAGAGCCCGAGAAAUGCACAAGUCCGUUGGCCAGCACCAUAGAGGAGAAGGUCAUGAUGGGUAUCGUGGAGAACGUGCAGAAAGGUCAGGGGCAAGACAAGGCCCAGGCUCCUGAGAGCAAGCAGAAGAGCAGCUCGUCUCUGGCUAACUGGUUUGGCUUCCGCCGCAGUAAAUUGCCAGCUCUGGGUGGCAAAAAGGCCGAGGUUCCCAAAGAAAAGGCGGAGAAAAAAGAGCUGAAGCUGGGCUCGGUGCUGGGAAGCAGGCAGGCUAAAUCGGAGAAAAAGAAGGAUAAGAGAAAAAACGAGACCUGGUGCAGAGAUAGUCAGGAAUAUAAUGCUGAGAACGACGAUGAAAUAGGCCCUGUAAUGGACCAUCAUGUUCCGAUAGGACAGCUGAUCAGUCAGAUCCAGCGUCCUCCUGCCCACACUGCAGCAGAUCACUUCAGGAUGGAGCUGCUGAAUGGGAAUGUUGCCACGAGUGGUUCCCAUGGUGCCGGCCUCCCUGUCAUCAUCACCCAGGGCGCUGCCGUGAAGAACAGCGAAAUGAAGAAGGAUCUGGAGAUGGCCGCCGACGGCACGAAGAUCAUGCUCAAGGCUGGCCGUGAUGAGGACCCUGCUUCUGAGUCACCGUGCCAGGACCACCUUCCCGGCUCCAGCUGUCAGAUGCGAACUUUGGACAGCGGAAUUGGAACCUUCCCCCUUCCUGAAUCCGUCGCUCGGGUGCCGGGGCGGCAUCUUCCAAAAACAGAAUUCUGCCCCAGGAGGGCAUCAGCCGAUCCCACUGAGCCCACCCAGGACCUUCCUCUUCCCGCGCUGCCUAAAUCCAAAGUGCCUUCCUGCCCUGGGACCUGCCUCAAUCACUCUGUGUCGUCCCCCAGCGUAUCUGGCAGCAGUAUGACGGACCCUGUGAGCUGGACCCCCAGCACUGAAUCCCCAGGCGCUGUGCUUCCUAAGCGGCUGAACCAGACUGUGUACAACCCAGGCCCGGAAGACCAUAGCAAGUGCACCGAUGCGAGGGGCACCAGGCUGGACCACAAUGUCUCCACGGACAAGGCGCUGCGGGUCUGCCUGUACUCCGGCAGCAGCAGCGAGCCCGAGGACGACCCAGAAAUUGACAUGGAUUUGAGGUGCCGACUUCCACACAGUAAAACCAAGAAUCUCACCCAAGCCGAUGGGGACCAGGAAGUGAGAGCCCAAGAGAAAGUGGGUGUUCACUGGUCCAUCAUGGACUACUACCGACAGGAGUUGCUCGUCCGGUACGGCGACGACAGGCACGCGGGGGUCUCUCCAUACGGCUUCCUGAGCAAAGACGACAGACCAGAGAUGGACACCGGUCACUGUGCUGCUAGGACGAGCCAGCCGAGUGAGGUGGUGGAUGGGGACCCAAGGCCUGGCGUCAUCGCUUCCCGCUUGGAAUCCCUCAACGAGAGGAACAGCAGCGGCAAGGCAUUCCGGCACAGAGAGCACGGUGCCGGUGGAGACGGACCCAGGCCCGGCAGAAUGGAUGGCCGCUCUGACAAGGCUGUUGGGGGAAUCUUAGGCUCGCUGAGCGACUCGCUGUAUGAUAGCUUCUCGUCCUGUGCCAGUCAGUCCUCCGCUGAUGUGUAGGGCUGGUCCGGGAGCUGGCGCCGUGAUGCGCACCACUUACAAAAUCAGGGUAGACGGGACCACUGGUAACCACAGGAGAUCUGAAGAUGUUUGAGGACAAAUGAUGAGCAUGGCUCACAGACAGAGAACCGGGAUGGUUCAACGUGGAACCGUCACGGACCUGGCCUCAUCAGAGUAAAUACAGAGUGACUGCCUGUCAUUGCACUGUGACGAACACUGUACAUAGUUUCUUAGGAAUUCAAAGUGGAAACAUAUUCGUAACAACAAUAACAAGAAAACACAAAGCAAUAGACAUUAUCAGCUGGUGCUGUCAUUCGCGUUUACAAAUGAGCCUGUAAUAAGGCGGGACAUAUCUCUUCUCUUUCAAUAUCAUGAUAAUUACAGGAAUAAAUCACAGUAAUUGGUGUGUUCGGGUGCCACUUCCGGAAUUUGUAGCGAUGCCACAGCGGUUAUCUGAGUGACGCUGGGAAAAAGAGCGUCGGUCUGUGAGCUCUCACACCUGUCUAUAGACCCCUCCGAGCAUCUGUUUACACAUAAAUUGCUUUUUUUUUUGCAAUGCAGUCUCAGUAUGGAAUGACCUGCCGAUAUGAGCAGACUUUCACGACCAGCAAAAACGGCGCUAAUGCUAACACUUUAUGCUAAGUGACCCGUAGGACCAUAAAUUCAUAAGACAGCGUCCAAUAACUACUGAGCAGUUACGACCUGUGAAUUAUGUCAAACUGUGCCAACCAAAAGCUUCCGCGUCCUUCAGUUGUUAGCUCUUGGUUUUCCGUUCCUUAUUGUUCUUGCACACGAGUUGCUUACUGCGUCAUUACAGCAUAAUUACAUGUCAGUUAGGUCACACUGCGGGAAGUUUGGACACAGCAUUCUCUGGAGAGAUCGAGCCCAAGGCUGUAGCUCAGGGAUUAAGCAGCCGACGUGCUUCUUGGCAGCGAUGGUGCAGUUACCAUGUUCUUCUUCCUGUGCACGGGGGGCUCUGGGUAGAGAAGCAGGCUAACGUUACCUGCUUCUUAUUUAAUGUUGUUUUUUUUAAUGAUUGUUUUCUAUGUGAGGGUGUAGAUAUUUUAAGACAAAAAUGCUUUGCUGUCCUCCUGUAAAAUCUGCUGUCUCCCUGCCUAUAUCUGGUGUAUUUGGCCUUGAAGAAUGUCAUGCCAAAAAUGGAACAUCUGGCCAAUCGAGCCUGGUGCUACUCAAAGGUGCAGCCCGCGUCUGUCAGAUUGUUCGUACGUAUGGAGAGAGUCUAUUUCUUAGGCUAAGCAUAUUUUUCUAGAUGUCAUGUAUUUAUAACCACUUUUGUAUAUGAGGCUGUAUAGAAGUGUAAUUGUAUUAUUUCUUAUUCUCCCUUAAUGUUUACUUCUUCAGAGGAUCCCAUAUGGGCAGUGUUAUUUCACCAAUGAUUUGUGCAAUUCUGGCUGUUACAUUAGACUCGCUCUAUAUUUUCUGUAAUAAUACAAAUAAAAUUAUUUCUGUUUUUAAGUUUCAAAACACCCAACUUAGCUCUGCUUUCUGGCUGGGUUCAUAUGCUUGCUGUGUGGGUAUCUGUCUGUCUGUGCGUGUGCAUGCAUGUGUGUGUGUGUGUGUGUGUUUGUGUGGGUACACGUGUGGGUAUGCAUAAAUUAACAUUGUGGGGACCAAAUGCCCCCAAAUUGUGACAAAAACCUGUUAUUUUGACAUUGUGGGAUAUUUUUCUGGUCCAUUCAACUAAAUUUUUAUGAAAAUCAGUGACUACAAUCAAGAAAAUUUUUUUUUAAAUAUUUUUUGUUCGGUCCCCACAAGAAGAAAUUCAAUUUUAUAGAAAAGAUUUAACUGUAAUCAAAAAUGCAAAGAAAACUAAAAAUGUUUGGUUACUUAUGUUGGCAGGGCUGGGUAGGGGUCAGGGUGUCAGUUGCGAUUAGGGUUUUGCCCAUAGAUUUGAAUAGAGGGUCCCCAUAAAUAUACGAGUACUGGUCUGUGUGUGUGUGUGUGUGUACCAUGGUAUGAUUGUUCCUGGCUAGAACGUAUCGCAGGUAUAUUUGUGGGUCUUUACUAUGUGAAUGUUUGCUGAACAUCUGUCUUAUUUCUAUAAUAAUUUAUUUUAAAAUAUUCCCUUUUGACUUCCCAUUCCCUUUGGGUGUUUGCACCCACUGGAGUAGACAUCAUAAAUAUUCAUAUUUAGUAUAAAUCUUCUGGCCAGACUAUUAAUUGCACAGUUCAAGCAAGAUAUAUGUAAAUGUGUGUAUAUAUAAUAUAUUUUAUAAGUUUCUUUUAGUUGUAUCAUACAGGAAUGAUGUUCAUUAAAAUAUAAAUGAAAUGUU